Hydractinia symbiolongicarpus is the source of this 1493-nucleotide messenger RNA. Its product is annotated as putative cytochrome P450 120. The transcript is spliced from 12 exons. The record is from RefSeq and is a predicted model, not a curated record. Bases 72 to 1325 code for a protein of 417 amino acids. NCBI's taxonomy places the organism in Eukaryota, Metazoa, Cnidaria, Hydrozoa, Anthoathecata, Hydractiniidae. Gene Ontology annotation, biological process: sterol metabolic process. Gene Ontology annotation, molecular function: iron ion binding; heme binding; oxidoreductase activity, acting on paired donors, with incorporation or reduction of molecular oxygen.
GGAUAACACGGGUCGGAUCAAUAGGAGGAUAGAUAGCUAGCUACAGGUUUAUCUUUAAACUAGUGAAAGUAAUGGAUGUACCUGGACAUGUCGGGUGGACAGUAACCGGAGAUAAAACUGUAGAAUUCGCCAGGUUUCCAUUGGACUUCGUCAAAAACAGAAUUGAGAAAUAUAAUUCAAGAGUAUUUGUAUCUCGAGCUCUAAACAAGCCAACAAUAUUUGUUACAUCAAAUAAUGGUAUAAAAGAAAUUUUAAUAGAUAAAAGUUCAUCAUUUGGGAUGGGUUACAAAGAUUUUGGAUAUAUGCAUGCUUUAUACGGAGAUCUAUUUUUGUUUGAUGAUGAUGAAGAAGCCUACAGAGUUCGCGACUUAGUAAGAGGUUUAUUCCACAAAGACAAUUGUGAUCACUACAUGAAAACUGUCACAAGAAUAACGCAUGAAAAGCUGGAAAGUAUUGAUGUCAAAACGUCAGUAGAUGCUUACACAGUUUUCAAAGACUUAGCUACGGAGAUAUGUUUAGCAUUGUUUCUUGAUGUUGAUGAAAGCACCGAAUUCCACACGGUAAAAGCUGCAGCAACUUUGCAUUGGCAUGGACUGAUAUCUGUUCCUUUAAAUUUGAAAGUGAAAGGUUGGUCAAGUUCCUAUGGUAAAGCUUCUGAAGCAAAAGAGUACCUGAUCCAACUGAUUAUAAAGAAACUUGAAAGUAACAACAAUAAAGGAAGAUUUCUUCAGUGUGUAAGCGAAGCAAAUUUCGAAAGCAGUCACGAUGCUGCGACACAUGUCCUGCUAUUCAUAUCAGCUAUCAUACCUAAGGCAUUUAGUUCCCUUUUAACUUCAUUCGUUCUGGAAACAGCUGGCGAUUUCAAGGAAGAGUUGAGAGAGCGGUCUUUAUCGAGUGACAAGUUUUUAGAUGAUGUAUUGUUGGAGGUUCAACGUUUGUGGCCGCCGUUAUAUGGUGGCAUGAGAGUUUCCAAAGAGGAAGUGAUAAUAGAUGGAUUUAAGAUUCCUAAGAACUUUAGCAUUGCCUACAUUAUACGAUUUGGAAACAGAGACCACGAUAUAUUUCACCAAGCUGAUCAAUUUAUUCCUGAACGAUGGCAGGAAGAGGAAAAAACGAAAAAAAAUUUGGUAUGGACGUUUGGGGCUGGCACUCGAAGUUGCGUUGGAGUUCAUUUUAUCGAAAGUAUAUUGAAACACGUGUCGUCCUAUUUGUUAAAAAAUUUUGACUGGAGUAUUGUCGGUGGAGAUGAACAUGUCUACAAAACUUUGCCAGUGGCACGACCGAAAGAAGCUUUGCAGGUAUCUUUUACCUCCAAAGAAAGGUGAGGAAUUGUCCAAGACAAUAAAAUUCGGAGAAAACUGUGUUUUCCUGGAUUUGUGCUACUCAUGAAAAGUCAGCUGAAAAUUUUUGUCCGCUCGAUGUAUCCACCUUAUUAUACCUUUUCUCAUCCUUUAUGUAUAGAAUAUUCGAUUCACUGAAAUGUGAAUUGCGUA